Drosophila yakuba is the source of this 1693-nucleotide messenger RNA. RefSeq lists its product as uncharacterized. The record is from RefSeq and is a predicted model, not a curated record. Gene Ontology annotation, biological process: arginyl-tRNA aminoacylation; tRNA C3-cytosine methylation. Lineage: Eukaryota; Metazoa; Arthropoda; Insecta; Diptera; Drosophilidae. Gene Ontology annotation, molecular function: ATP binding; arginine-tRNA ligase activity; tRNA binding. The transcript has 3 exons. The coding region runs from base 71 to 1414 and encodes 447 amino acids.
CGAUAGAACAGCUUAUCGGCAAACAGAAGAUUUGUGUUUGACAGCAAGAAUAGUUGAUUUAAUUCAAUAAAUGAUGGAUUGUAGUACGAUGUUACAGUUUACCCAGCAGCUCGUCAAGUUUUUGACCAAUCCAGAGAAGCUGGAGGAGUCUGGCGACGAUGCAGCGGCUCCGUUGCCCUUCAAGAAAUGCGGUGAGUUGAUCCGUUACCACAGCGAGGAUCUGGCCAAGCAAGGUGACUUCAGUUUGGCGGCCAUCUCGCGUUACUGGGAGAAAUAUUUGAAAGAUCAGGGUCUUAAGCUGCGCCACAAUGCUGACCAACUGCUCCCCGGCGAGAAGGAGCGCCUGGAGUUGAUCGAGCAGUCCCGCCAGUGGCGUUUUCCGCUCGUCGAAAUCAUCAUGCCGCACAAGGAACGCUAUUGUCUUCGCUUCGAGCGCCGUCCGCUCAUCGCCCAUGUCCUUAACUCUGUGCUCACGCUGGGAGAAGAGUACGGUCGUCCGGCAAAGAACAAGCAUUCGUGUACCAUGAGCUUGCAGUUGCAAGCCGAUGCCGGUGCCACCGAUGGCGGCCAGGAUCUGCGCCACUAUCGACUGCAGCAGCUCUACAAGAUCAUGCUCCGCCUGGUGGACUACUCGUCCUGGCGCCUGGUGGAGCCCAAUGACCGGCAGGAGGACACCCUCUGUGUGAACGUCGAGUUGGAGAAAUGCUGCAAGCGCCAGCAGCCCAGGGGACAUGUGUGUCUCGUGAGCGGACCUGUUUUGGAGCCGGUGAAAAAGACCGCCUCCAUAUUGACCGUUGACGAGUAUUUUGAGCUGCGUUGCUCGCACAUGCGUCUAAUGGCCAUGCACCGGUCUGGAAUCCGUCCGAAGGGAAUGAGCAGCCUGGACGCGCUGAUGAACCGUCUAGGGGCAGCUGCCGUGAUCGUGGAUCUCUUCGAGGUGCGCCACACCAGCGCCGUGAGUGUGGUGCGCAAUGGAUUGGGCAUUUGCAAAGGGGCUGCGUACAUCAUGUACAAUUUGGCACGCCUGGAAACACUCCUUCGCAAAUUUAGUAAUCAGGUUAGGGCUGGCGUCUAUGCGAAACUGCCACCGCUGGAGGAGAUUGAUCUCAGUGUUCUAGAGGAUGAUAUUGAAUGGCAGUUGAUUUAUGGAUACCUAUUCACCUUCCCGGAGCUAAUGGAAUCCUUGAUGGAUCAAUUGGCCAAGGGUCAUUGCGGUGUCCAUCUGCUUUUGCGCUAUAUUGAGAACCUGGCUGGCGUCUUCAGUCGCUUCUAUUGUCUAAAGAAGAUCCUUGUCCAGAAGCGCGAUCAACUGAUGCCGACCUUGUACGCCAGAAUCUACCUCAUUAUGGCGGUAAAACAGGUCCUGAAUAAGGCUUUGGCCGUCCUGGGCAUAGAGCCGGUGGACUACGUAUAAAGAUAUGCUGAGCAUAUCUUCAAUACGACCCAAGAAGAGGCUAAUGCGUAACCUGACUAAAGCCGAAUGCUGUCUCAACAGUGGCCGGUAAUAAUAUAUAGACAACGUGUGAUCUAUUAAAUAAUCAUAUAAUAGAUAUAACAUGCUUGCACCUCUAGUUUUAUCAAUUAUAAUCAAAAUAAUGCUGGAUACAGUCAUUCACUUUUAUACCAAACAAACGCUAAAACGUUUAAUAAAAGACUUGGUUUUUGUAUUGAUACAAAAACUCAUUUUGUACAA